UAUUUUUGCAAAGAGGAAAUUGGGGAAAGAAAGAACUCUCUCGAAGGCAGGAGAGGGAAAAAGCAAGACCGGGUCGGGGGAAACCGAUAGACUGAGCCGGAAGAAGAGCUUGGGACACGGAGAGACAAUGGGCUGGUGGUGGAAGGGGAAGACUGGCAGUCCAGACGGGCUGGAAAGAUUUUAAGAGCUCAACACUGGAGCUACGCAUUUUAAAGAGCGAGCAAGGUGGGGAAAAAGAAGAGAGAGAAAAGGAGACGCCGAAAAGAAGAGGACGGGAAAGGCAAGCAGACUCUGAGUUUGCCCGAGUAGAUCCGGCCGGCUGUUUGGAGAACUAAAAGGAACUCGGCGCGGUGGCGGCAGCAAUACGCUGAUUGCAACUGACAGCCCCUAUAGUUCGUUUCAAGAUGGCCGCUUGCCUCACAUUCAUUUUCUGCUGAACGACUUUUAACUUUGUCUUUUCCCGGCAGUUUCGGUCGUCCACCGGGAGCGGCUUUUCGCGGGCAGAUCUCGAUUGAAGAGGGACACUUCACGCAAUCUUGAGCUGACUGGGAAGGCGAUCGCUUACGAAACAAACGGGUCGGCGGGGGAUUCAAAAGCCACCUAGCGCUCCCAUUUUAUAGAGAGUUUCUUCGAAUUGAGCCAAAAUGCAUCGCACCACCUGCAUCAAAAUUACCGAGCUCAACCCCCAUCUCAUGUGUGUAAUCUGCGGAGGGUAUUUCAUUGAUGCUACCACGAUCAUCGAGUGCCUGCACUCCUUCUGUAAGACUUGUAUUGUGCACUACUUGGAGAGCAGCAAGUAUUGUCCCAUUUGCGAUGUCCAAGUUCACAAAACUAGGCCUCUUUUGAACAUAAGGUCUGAUAAAACUCUCCAGGACAUUGUGUACAAGUUAGUACCAGGUCUUUUCAAAAAUGAAAUGAAAAGAAGAAGAGAUUUUUAUGCUGCUCAUCCAUAUGCUGAUGCUGCCAAUGGCUCUAAUGAAGACAGAGGAGAAGUUGCAGAUGAAGACAAAAGGAUUAUAACAGAUGAUGAGAUAAUAAGCUUGUCUAUUGAGUUCUUUGACCAAAAUAGAGUUGAACAGGAAGGAAGCAAUGAGAAAGAGAAAGCCAAAGAGGAGGCCAAAGAUAAAAGAUAUUUACGCUGUCCUGCAGCAAUGACUGUAAUGCACUUGAGAAAGUUUCUCCGGAGCAAAAUGGACAUACCGAAUGCUUUUCAGGUUGAUGUCAUGUAUGAAGAAGAGCCUUUGAAGGACUACUACACACUAAUGGACAUAGCAUACAUUUACACUUGGAGAAGGUAUGGCCCCCUCCCUUUAAAGUACUGUGUGCGUCAGACUUGCAAGAGAAUGAAGAUUGGUGGCCAGCAGCACGAUGGCUUGCACAACAGCAGGGACCUGGAAAGUGACUCUGGCAGUGAAAAAGCCAGCAGCCCUGAAGGAGGCACUCCUUCCACUUCCUCCUGUGUGCGUAAUCAUAGCACUCCUGUGCAGUCUCCCCACCCCCAGUUCCCCCACAUCUCUAGCACUAUGAAUGGAACCUGUGGCAGCCCCAGCAGUAACCACCAUGCCUACUUUACCAACAGAACCCAAAAAGUGUCAGUCAACAGUUGUUCUGUGACUUCUUCUGGCUGACCUGUAUAAACUCUCCUUUCUGAUUCUCAAGACUGGAUGCCAAGGUUACAGGUUAUGGCUCUUUUUCUGCCCUUCGGUCUCUAUUGUGCCACACCAUUAAGCUUUAUAGUUACAAAUUCCACAAGUGUCUAUGCCUGAUGGUUAAUAAAAGAGUAAUAAUGAUUAGAUAUGAAAUGGGUGGACAAGAGAUGGACUUUUUUAUAUUAAACAACCACUGCAGCAAUAUAAAAAAAAUACCAAUCCAGAUAUUUCUGGAGUAUUUUAUUUUUUACUUCCAAUUAUUGAUCUGUUUCCUGAUUUGGAGUCAGACGUGUCUGUAAAUAGAUGGCUAUCACAAAUGAAACCCAAAUUUUGUAAAUUCAGAUUCAUUUCCUACAUAAUGUUCAGAUUAUGAACUGUGGUUCUGCUGUUUUGUGGACUCUCAUUGAAAGCAAGUGAUUUUUUUUCAUUCUCCACCUUGAGAUGUGAAAUGCACAAAUGCAAGAUUGAAUAUGCAUAAAAUGAUGCAUAUAUGUAGCCACACCACUAUGAAUAACAAUGCAUUUGCUUUAGUAGCCAUUUUGAUUUGUAGUUUGCAUCCAUGACUUUUCUGUGCAAUAGCUGAAGCCUUUAAAGACCAGAAAGGAAGGGAAGAGGAAAAUUGUAUGGAAGAAAAGGAAGAGGGACAGUCCAAGUUCAGAUUUAUAGCAGGUAUUGCCAUUUAUUUUACUGGCUGGUUUAAAGAAAAAAUUGCGCAAGAAAACAAGAUAAGCUCUUGUGGCAUUCAUUGUGAGCUUGUGGAAGAAUGCCAUAUUGUUAUAUGACAAAACAGGAAGCAGUAUUGUAUGACAUAUAUAUAAAGAAAAUAUUUUGUUUCAUGCAGUUUCGAUGAUGGUGGUUAAAUAAAUCCCGUUGGCUCAGCCCUCACAGAUGCUUCAUGUGGUGGGGGUAGGGGGAGUCCUGCUAAAGCAGCUACAGGUCCUUUGCCAUGAAAGUGGGAAAGCUAGUUUCCAUCUCUGCUAACCUGGAAGCAAUUGACAAUAUCAAAAGGAUUUCAUGGGCCUUGUCUGUUUCCCAGGAUGUUUACAUUUACUGAACAUACCGGUAAUUGUUUUUAAUGCUGGGGAGGGGAGGGCAAGGGAGGCCUUGGAGAAAAUGGAGGAACAUGGGAAUGAGUUCAUUUUAUAUGGGAAAGGAUAGGGAUGUGUGGUUAUUUUUCUCCCAGAAAGAAAAGGCACAAAAAUGCAUAUAAGAAGCCAUAAAGUAUACAGGAACCCUUUUCAUUUAUUCUUUCUAAAGAAACCAGUAAAUUGAGAUGAAGGCUUUUUAUCUACAUUUAAUACAUAUGUACAGUAUGUAUAUGGUACAGUACUAACUUGGUUAAAGAUUAACAGGCACAUUGAUAUUCUCCAAUGAGCUGCCUGAAAGCCUUUCUGGAAAAUAGUUUUCUGAAGAGAUCAGCUUUUUGAGGGUGGGUGGGAAGGCUUGAAAAUAUAAAUCUCUUGAAGAAACUUCAAUACCUUUCAGUCUCUGCUUUGCUUUGGUCAAAAUGAGUGUGUUGUGUGUGUGCAUGUGUGUGCUCGUUCUUCACUCAUCAGUUACACAUUUGUGAGAGUGUUUAUCCUAUAUGUCUAUUGUUUUAUGUUUCUACAGGGAUAUUGUAGCUAAGUAUUUCAUUUUCUCCAGUCUGCAAAAAAAGAAAAAAGCACAAUUCUAUGCUUUCUCUUGCUUACAGUAAUUAAAUAAUUUUACAUA
Molecule: messenger RNA, 3362 nt
Organism: Protobothrops mucrosquamatus (brown spotted pit viper)
Lineage: Eukaryota; Metazoa; Chordata; Lepidosauria; Squamata; Viperidae
Product: polycomb complex protein BMI-1
Exons: 11
Coding region: 645-1628 (327 amino acids)
Biological process (GO): negative regulation of transcription by RNA polymerase II
Cellular component (GO): PRC1 complex
Molecular function (GO): promoter-specific chromatin binding
Source: RefSeq, a predicted model, not a curated record